Molecule: messenger RNA, 456 nt
Organism: Aspergillus pseudotamarii
Lineage: Eukaryota; Fungi; Ascomycota; Eurotiomycetes; Eurotiales; Aspergillaceae
Exons: 2
Coding region: 1-456 (151 amino acids)
Source: RefSeq, a predicted model, not a curated record
AUGCGAUUCUCUGCUGCCAUCGCCUCCGCCAUCUUAGGCGCUUCCUUCGCCUUGGCUGCCCCUCCGGUCGAUAUCGGUGACAUCAAUGAGUAUGUCAAAGUCACCGACCUCGAGAUUACCAGGGCCGCCUUUGGAAAGGUGACAGACGUCUCCUUUAAACUUUCCGGUGACAACGCCACAAGCCUGGCCUGCAGCGCUCAGAAUCCCACCCUGGGUUAUGAGGUGGCCGAUUUUACUCGGUGCGGUGAUUCCGAUUAUUUAUUCAAUUUGCUUCACGGAGAAGAUACCGGCUACGCACUGGCCGUUUUCCAUGAGUUUCAUGUUGAUGGGUCUGGUACCUACAGUGCUGGCCAAUAUGGCCAGGAUGAGUUCCUGGUUGACUGCGAGACCAAUGGCGACGUUCAGAACUGCAAGUCGACUCAGAGCCCCAUUACUAUUAUCCUUACUGGCCAGUGA